AGGAAUAUUUAGCUGUCAGAAGGUCUUGUCAUACAAACAUUGAUAAUAAAAAUGAUACAAUCAAGGUAAUGAACCUGAUACACUCGAAUGGGAAGAUAUAUUUCUAUUAUGAGAACAUUCCUACAGGACUUAAGAAAGGCGAUGUUGAAUCGAGCUUUAUUUAUUAUUUCAAAUGUGGGCAAGAAUUGAGAAAGGCUAAAAUAGAUGUUCCUCACGAAUGGAUCAAAAGUGGAACGCUAGUAGAAUAUGAAGUUCUCGGUGGUAUGUCAAACUUUAUUUUAUCAGAGUUGACUAUUUUCAUACUUGAAUCAAUCAACUUUGUUUUAUAA
This is a messenger RNA of Schistosoma margrebowiei, 329 nucleotides long. The record is from the annotation of a GenBank genome assembly. Lineage: Eukaryota; Metazoa; Platyhelminthes; Trematoda; Strigeidida; Schistosomatidae.